This is a messenger RNA of Kluyveromyces lactis, 2778 nucleotides long. It is a transcript of the gene RPG1, whose product is annotated as translation initiation factor eIF3 core subunit a. Gene Ontology annotation, molecular function: translation initiation factor activity; mRNA binding. Gene Ontology annotation, biological process: translation reinitiation; formation of cytoplasmic translation initiation complex. The record is from RefSeq and is a predicted model, not a curated record. The coding region runs from base 1 to 2778 and encodes 925 amino acids. The transcript has a single exon. Lineage: Eukaryota; Fungi; Ascomycota; Saccharomycetes; Saccharomycetales; Saccharomycetaceae. Gene Ontology annotation, cellular component: eukaryotic translation initiation factor 3 complex, eIF3e; eukaryotic translation initiation factor 3 complex, eIF3m; multi-eIF complex.
AUGGCUCCACCGGCUUUACGUCCUGAGAAUGCCAUUAGAAGAGCUGACGAAUUAGUCUCUGUUGGCGAGCCAAUGGCUGCGUUGCAAUCUCUAUUUGAUUUAUUAUCUUCAAGAAGGUCUCGUUUUGCUGAUGCUGCCACUUUGGAACCUAUAAUCUUCAAGUUCUUGGAACUUGGUGUUGAAUUGAGGAAGGGUAAAAUGAUCAAGGAAGGUUUAUACCAAUACAAGAAGCAUAUGCAACACACUCCCGAAGGUUUGAUUUCUGUAGGUGCUGUUGCUCGUAAAUUCAUCGAUUUGAUCGAAACUAAGAUGACCAACAUCCAAGCGCAAACUGAUGCCAAAGAAGAAUCCAACAAGGACCAAGCCGAAGAGGAUCUAGAGGGUGGUGUCACCCCAGAAAAUUUGUUGGUUUCUGUUUACGAACAAGAACAAACUGUUGGUGGAUUCAACAAUGAUGAUGUUUCAGCUUGGUUGAGAUUUACCUGGGAAUCUUACCGUACCACUCUAGAUUUCUUGAGAAAUAAUUCUCAAUUGGAAAUCACGUAUGCGGGUGUUGUUAACAGAACCAUGCAAUUCUGUUACAAAUAUAACCGUAAGAAUGAAUUCAAGCGUUUAGCUGAAAUGUUACGUCAACAUUUGGAUGCCGCAAACUACCAACAACAGAGAUAUGGUCACCACACUGUCGAUUUAUCAGAUCCUGACACUUUGCAACGUUAUUCUGACCAACGUUUCCAACAAGUUAACGUUUCUGUUAAAUUGGAAUUAUGGCAUGAAGCUUUCAGAUCCAUUGAAGAUGUUCAUCAUUUGAUGCGUCUCUCGAAGCGUGCUCCAAAGCCCUCUGUGUUGGCCAACUACUACGAAAAUUUGGCCAAGAUCUUCUUUGUCUCUGGUAACUAUUUAUUGCACGCUGCUGCAUGGGAAAAAUUCUACAAUUUGUACUUGAAGAAUCCAAAUGCUUCCGAAGAAGACUUUAAGUUCUAUUCAUCUCAAUUUGUCUUGUCCGCUUUGGCAAUUCAAUUGGAUGACUUACCAAUUGCUGGUUUCGAUCCUCAAAUUCGUCUAUGUGACUUACUAGACCUUGAAAGUAAACCAAAGAGAAAGGAUUUGAUUACUGCUGCUGGUGAACAACAAGUCGUAGAGAAAGCUGACGCUGAUAUUUUGAAAUUCUUCAAUAUAUUGGAAACUAAUUUCGAUGUGAAGUCUGCUAAGUCUCAAUUGUCUGCACUUUUGCCAAACUUGGUUGAAAAGCCAUAUUUCGCCCAAUACGUGGCUCCAUUGAGAAACCUAUUCAUCAGAAGAUCCAUCAUUGAAGUCUCAAAGGCUCAAACAUCUAUUCACUUAGUUGAAUUGCAUGAAAUGUUGUCACUGCCAGCUCCUUUCGAAUUAUCUGUUUUUGAACUAGAAAAAUACUUAAUCCAAGCUGCUAUGGAUGAUUAUGUUAGUAUUUCCAUUGACCAUGAAACUGAUACCGUUUCAUUUGCCCAAGAUCCAUUUGACGCUUGGCAAGCAUCUCUUGUUGAAGUUCCCGAAUCUAGCACUUCUGAUGAAGCAAAGAACUCUGAAUCCGAAGAGGAAACCUCCCAAGAAACGCAUGCUGAUGAGGAACAGAAUGAACAAGUCUUCACUCGUAACUCAGAAGUCCGUUCUAAGUUGACUGAUCUAUCCAAGAUCUUAAAGGCCAACGAAGAAUACGAAAAUGGUUCUUACUAUUACAGAGUCAAACUUGUGCGUGAAGAAUUGAUCAGAAGAAAGGAAGAAGUUAUCAAGUUAGAAAAGGAAGCUGCUGAAAUUAGAGCUAAGAGUAACGCUGAACGCAAGAAGAGAAGCGAAGAAGAAAACAAGAUUCUUGCCAAGAAGGCUCUAGAAGAAAGGCAAAGACGUAUGGCUGAGGAAAAGGCUGCUGUUGAAUCUUCUAUGGAGAAAGAAGCGGAACGUCGUGCUGAAGAAAUGAUGGAACGUGAGAGAGAAGCGAUCCAUGAACAAGAAAUGAAGAAGUUGAUUGCUGAAACUAAUGCCAAUGGUGUCAUUCAUAUUGAUCCAAAGGAAGCCAAGAACCUAACAAGUGAUAAGAUCAACCAAAUGGUCAUUGAACAAGUAGCCAAGAACAAGAAGGAUUUGACUGAACGUAUGACCUAUGCCUUCAAGAAGUUAGAUCACCUGGAAAGAGCCUAUAGACAAAUGGAAUUGCCAUUGUUAGAAAAGGACGCUGAAGAGCAAAAAAAGAGGGAUAGAGAGAAUUACGACAAUUUCAAGAAGAAGUUAAUUGAGACUUCCAAGGCCGACUAUGAAAAGAAAUUGGCUCUACAUCAACGUUUGAACAAAAUCUACAGUACUUUCAACCAAUACAAGUCAUCUGUUAUCGCUGAAAAGAAGGAAGAGUUAGAAAAACAACGCGCCUUGAAGGAAGCUCAAUUAGAAGAAGCUAAGAAGCAAAGAAUUGAACAAGUCCGUAAGGAACGUUAUGAAGCUAAAGUUGCUGAAAUACAAGCUGCAAUUGAAGCUGAAGCUGCUGAAAAGGAGGCUUUGGCUAAGGAGGAAGAACUUGCCAAGAGACGUGCCGAACGUGAAAGAAUCAACAAGGAAAGAGACGAAAUUGCUAGAAAGCAAAGAGAAAUCGAAGAACUUCUUGAAAAGAAGAACGGUAGCUCUAGAUCUAGCCCUGUUCCUUCUACUCCAACCCCAGCACCAGCACCAGCACAAACUGCUCCGGUAUCCAAUAAACCAAUGUCUAUGGCUGAAAAGUUGAGACUGAAGAGAAUGAAUGCUGGAAGAGGUUAA